Molecule: messenger RNA, 850 nt
Organism: Megachile rotundata (alfalfa leafcutting bee)
Lineage: Eukaryota; Metazoa; Arthropoda; Insecta; Hymenoptera; Megachilidae
Product: tetratricopeptide repeat protein 12
Biological process (GO): sperm axoneme assembly; axonemal dynein complex assembly
Cellular component (GO): centrosome; cytoplasm
Molecular function (GO): protein binding
Source: RefSeq, a predicted model, not a curated record
CCUACAGUGAUUAAAUAGUCUCUAGUUGGAUCAAUUUUCUCGAUUACGAUUUAUUUUAAAUAUUGCGAGAAAUAUGGAAGAAAUAAUAAAUAACGGUAAAGUACACGACGAAUCGGACGGCGAAAAAAUUAUGAACAAUCUAUCACCCGAUAAACAUGUAACAGAAGAAGAAUUUGAAAACUUUAUGCAACGCGUUAACGAAGUUGACAAAAUCGUGAAGAAAUUAGCGUCGUCCGAUCUCGAAGAACAAAAACACGGACAAAUAUUGGCGGAUAAAAUGUUAGAGGAGAAACCGACGGAUAACUUAAACGAAGAUGAAUUAAAAGUAAAGGUUGAUCGUACAGUAAUUAACAAAUGCUUAAAAGAUGAUAAUACUACCAAUGACCAAAUGUCACAAGAAGCGUUUAUGAAAAGUGUAGAAAAGGAUGCAAAAAAAAGAGCAGAAAGUCGAAAAAUUAGAAAUGAGCGAGCGGAAACGUUGAAAAGAAUUGGUAAUGGAGCAUUUAAGGAAGGAAAUUAUGAAAAGGCUGUAACCUAUUACAGCAAAGCACUGGAACAAAGAAAAGAUUCAUCCGUGUUAUGGAAUAACAGAGCUUUAUCGUAUAUUCGCCUUGGAUUGUUCGAGAAAGCUUUAGCUGACUGUGAAUGGGCGUUAAAAGUAAACGACGCGAAUUUAAAAGCUCUUCUAAACAGCGCUAAAUGUUAUAAGAAGCUCGGAAACAAUAUCAAGUAUAAAGAAUAUAUUCGAUUAGCAAGAGAAAGAAAUCCACACUUCAACAAAUUUAUUAAUGGUAUACUUGUAGUUUUCACAUUUGAAACAUUUCUAUUAUAAUUUUAUUUGAUCCUUCUU